This is a messenger RNA of Staurois parvus, 2971 nucleotides long. NCBI's taxonomy places the organism in Eukaryota, Metazoa, Chordata, Amphibia, Anura, Ranidae. The record is from the annotation of a GenBank genome assembly.
AUGGAGAGGUCCCGGGGGAUGUGUUUGCUGCUGCUACUGCUGGCCGGUGUAGCUGCCACCUGGGGCUGCGGGGAGGAGACCUGCCUGGCAGCUCCCGACAACUUCUUGAAUGUACAUCUGAUCCCUCACACACACAAUGAUGUGGGAUGGCUGAAGACCGUAGAUCAGUAUUAUUAUGGAGCGAAUAACAGCAUCCAACAUGCUGGCGUGCAAUAUAUAUUGGACUCGGUGAUCCCUCAGCUGCUUGCGGACCCCAACAAGAGAUUCAUCUAUGUGGAGAGUGCCUUUUUCUGGCGGUGGUGGAGGGAACAGAUGGAGCCUGUGCAGAAAGAUGUAGCCCGGUUAAUACAGGAAGGUCGCUUGGAGUUUAUAAACGGUGGCUGGUCUAUGAACGACGAAGCUGCCACACACUACAAUGCCAUCAUUGACCAGAUGACUCUAGGCUUGCAGUUCUUGCAGAAUACAUUUGGAGAAUGCAGUAGACCGCGGGUCGCUUGGCACAUCGAUCCUUUUGGACACUCCAGGGAACAGGCUUCACUAUUUGCACAGAUGGGCUUUGAUGGCUUCUUCUUUGGCCGUCUGGAUUAUCAGGAUAAGACCAAUCGAGAGAAGACACGACGAAUGGAGAUGAUUUGGCGAGCAAGCGAUGAUUUAGAAGCACCCAGUGCCGAUCUCUUUACCGGGGUGCUUCCAAAUGGUUACAACCCCCCAGACGGCUUCUGCUGGGAUCAGCUGUGCACUGACAUGCCAAUCAUGGACGACCCAAACAUGGAAGAUUAUAACGUAGAUGUCGUGUUAGCCAAAUUUCUUGCGGCUGUACAUGCUCAGGCGGCAAAGUACCAAUCAAAUCACAUUGUUAUGACGAUGGGCUCUGAUUUUCAAUAUGAGAAUGCCAUCCCGUGGUUUAAGAACAUGGACAAACUCAUGAGGCUGGUCAAUGCUCGGCAAGCAAAUGGAAGUAAUGUGAAUGUGUUGUACUCCACCCCAAGCUGUUACCUGAAUGCACUGAAUAGGGCCAACCUCAGCUGGCCAAUGAAGAUGGACGACUUCUUCCCAUACGCGGACGGAGCUCACAUGUUCUGGACGGGAUACUUCACCAGCCGCCCAGGCUUCAAGGGCUAUGAACGGCUCAGUAACAACUUCCUGCAGGUCUGUAAUCAGCUGGAGGCUUUGACUGGAGCAGCUGCAAUACAUGGACCAUAUGGGACCAGCAGCAGCUUAGAGCUCAGGCGAGCCAUGGGAGUAGCUCAGCAUCAUGAUGCUGUAACAGGGACGGCAAAGCAGCAUGUGAAUGAUGACUACACUUUGCGCCUCUUUAAGGGUUGGAAAGCCUGUCAGGUUGUGGUCAGUAAUGCUCUCUCCAGUCUGAUGGGGACUAAAGAAAACUUUGUGUUUUGCAAUCUAUUGAACAUCAGUGUGUGUCUUUCAACAGAGAUGUCUAAAUCUUUCAGCGUGGUGAUCUACAAUCCCCUGGGGACGUGCAGUCACACAGUAUGUUCGUCUUCCUGUGAAUGGCGCACUUUAUGUGGUUAAAGGUCCUUCUGGUGAAUCCAUUCCGAGUGAGGUAGUUCCGGUUUCAAAAUUCACAAAAGAAGUUCGCAGAAAUAAAGGUAGUGCUGAGAGAGAACUGGUUUUCCAGGGACGAAUCCCUCCAUUGGGCUAUAGCAAAUUCACAGUUGAGAAGCUCCAUGCUCAGGAACGAUUCUUCCGGAAGAAGGCUGAGAAAAACUCGUUAAUGAUUCAGAACACGUAUUACAGAGUGGAAUUUGACCCAGAUACAGGGCUAAUCAGCAAAAUCAAGAAUCUGGAGAAGCAGAUUUCCCUUCCUGUAAAACAGAGUUACUACUGGUAUAAUGCCAGUAUAGGUAACAAAGACAGUCAGCAGACCUCAGGAGCCUAUAUCUUCCGACCAAACCAGUCAGAGCCAGUGCCAAUAUCACGGACUGUCCGGAGUUAUCUGGUGAAGAAUUCCCUGGUGCAGGAGGUGUAUCAGAACUUCUCGGCGUGGUGCUCACAGGUGGUCCGUCUGUACUCUGAUCAGAGAUAUCUGGAGCUGGAAUGGACGGUGGGACCUAUUCCGAUAGGGGAUGAUAAGGGGAAGGAAGUCAUCAGUCGCUUUGACACAAAUUUGAAGACAGACGGACUAUUUUAUACCGAUGCAAAUGGAAGGCAAAUCUUACAGAGAAAGAGAAAUUCCCGUGACACUUGGGUGUUGCAGCAAACUGAACCAGUGGCUGGGAACUACUACCCAGUAAACAGCCGCAUCUUUAUCAAGGAUAAGAAUAUUCAGCUGACUGUUUUGUCCGAUCGAUCCCAAGGAGGGUCCAGCAUUGUGGAUGGCUCAGUGGAGCUCAUGAUCCACAGGCGUCUCCUGGAGGAUGACUUUCGGGGGGUAGGAGAGCCGCUGGAUGAGCCGGGACAGUAUGAGGAGGGUCUCGUGGUCCGCGGGAAACACCUGCUGGUACUGGACACACCAGAGGCCUCUGCUGAUGUUCACAGGAAACUGGCCUUGCAGCAGUACUUGUCACCACAAAUUAUCAUUUCCAUCGGUCAAGGAGCACCCUACAGAAAUCAUCAGACGCCAAUCAACCAAUUUUCAGCUCUGCGGGAUCCACUCCCUGACAACCUCCACCUGCUCACCUUUGCUCAGCAGGAGCCCAGUAAGAUCCUGUUACGCCUGGAGCACCCCUUCCAAGGACAUGAAAGUGGUAAUCACUCCCAGCCUGUCACUGUGAAUCUCAAGGAGCUCUUCUCUUCCCUGUCACUGUCUGACUUCAAAGAAACAACGCUGGCUGCUAAUCUGCCAAAGGAGAAGAUGAAGCGCAUGCAAUGGAAAACAAAGAAAGGCUCCAUCCCAACCUCUGAACACAGCAGUUUGGACCUGGACCCUACAAGUGUCACUCUUAAGCCGAUGGAAAUCCGCACAUUCCUUGCAACAGUGCAAUACAAAAAAAUACACAGAGUGGGAUAG